CCUCCGCGCCGCGCCGGCUCCUGCGCGCCUCCCCGGGUCCGAGCUGAGCCGCGCCUAGCCCAGCGCGCCAUGGCCGCGCCGGUGACCGCCUGGCUCCUGCCGCUGGCCUUGCUGCUCCAUGCCGUCGCGGCUCUCCAGCCGAGCCCGUUCCGGAUGUCGCCGCUGGGUAGGACCUGGAGUCUGGGCGAGCCAGUGGAGCUGAGGUGCGAGGUGCUGCUGCACAGCUCGACGACAGGCUGCUCGUGGCUCUACCAUCCGCGCGGGCCCGCCGCGAGCCCCAUCUUCCUCCUGUACGUUUCCCCGAACCGGCUCAGGUUGGCCGAGGGGCUGGACACCCAGCAGUUCCACGCCGAGAGGAUCCGGGACAGCUACUUCAGCCUUAGACUAAAACGCUUCCGCGAGAAGGACGAAGGCUACUAUUUCUGCUCCGUCAUAAGCAACCAGAUACUGUACUUCAGCACCUUCCUGCCGGUCUUCCUGCCAGCGAAGCCCACCACGACGCCCGCGCCGCGACCACCGACGCCGGCCCCCGCCACCACGUCGCAGCCCAAGUCCCUGCGCCCAGAAGUGUGCCGGCCCGCGCCGGGCAGCUCAGUGGACACGAGGGGGCUGGACUUCGCCUGUAAUAUCUACAUCUGGGCGCCCUUGGCCGGGGCCUGCGGCGUCCUUCUGCUGUCACUGGUCAUCACCGUUAUCUGCAACCACAGGACCAGAAGACGUGUUUGCAAAUGUCCUAGGCCCUUGGUCAGGCCAGGAGGCAAGCCAAGCCCUGCAGAGAGAUAUGUCUAACCCUGUGCGACAGCCACUACAUGACUUCCAACUGAGAUUUCACCUUAUGAAGGGAGCACGUCUUUCCCUUUAAUUUUUUUCCAGUUUUCCUUAUGUAUUAAUUCUCAUGAUUAUUACUGUAGUGGGGGUGGGGUGAGAAGGGUUGCUUUUUCUUUAUGUGUCUGAUGCAAAACAAAACCAUGUAACAUCUACGGUGCACCGCAAGGGUCAUAAUAGCGUUGUGCACACAUAUCGGGGUAAAGGGCGGAAAGGGGCAGGCCAGACCGGAGAGCUGUGUUCUCAGACUCGUGCUGACAGCGCUGGAGGAACCUCUUCCCCGCCCAUUUCACAAAGGAGGAGGCUAAAGACCAGCGAUGGGAGCAGCUUGGUCACAGUCACACGGCAAGUCAAGGUUGGAGCCAGAGGAACCUUACCUCCCAGCUCAGGGCUCUUUCCUCCACACCAUGCAGGUCUUUCUUCCUGAGGCCUCUGUUGAGAGGCUGGGGUCGGGGGUGGAGGGUGGGGAGUGGGGAGGAGUCUCAAUCCGCAAAGGAACAAGUAUUUCUUGAGCACCUAUGAUAUACCCAUUACUGUACCCAGAGCCUUGAGGUAAUGAAAUAAAACAAGAAAACGUCUGCCUUUGGCAGAGGUCUGUAAUGUAGAUGAACAACAUCAGACCUUUUCAUAAUCAAGAGUGAAAUUGUAUAGAAAGUACGAAUUCCUAAAAUGAAGUGUAGGGCUGAACGGAAUCCUGGAAAGUGAAUCCCUCCACCUCUAAAGGAAAGCUUGUGGAACCCCUCCCUGGAGGCAAGAUUGCCCUCCCAGGCCUUGCGCUGCAGAGGGACUUGUGAAAGAGGAGAGGCCACCCCUUCACAAAUACAACUUGAGCAUCAGUAAAGCCGAACACAGCCCUCCUCCUGGACCUCUAAAUUUGAGAUACCAGAUUUGAACAUGCUCCUGGGAUCACGGAUGACUUUUUACGUUUUGUAAAGAUAGAAUUGUUAGGGAGCUGCCGGCCCAGCUGUGGCCUCUGCUCAACCAGGUGUGGGAAUGAGGCAGACCAGGCUCUCGUGAGGAGGCCAAAAGCCACAACUGCUGCUCCCAGUGCACAUUUCCUCUCUUACAGUAUUGCACAAGCGACACCUGCUUGUUAAGAGAAAAAAACUUACGUAGAUAAGGCAAUAAGAAUCGCCUAUAAUUCUUUCUUUACCUCAGGUAUAAUCCACUAUUAAUAUUAUAGUGUCCAUUCUUCCUGGGUAUUUUCUAUGCCUAUAUAUAUAUAAAAUAGGUGUCUUGUUUUUUAAAAUGGGAUUGUCGUAUGCUUUUAUAUGUGGCUUUAAUGAAUAUAUAUGUGGCUUUAAUGAAUAAACAUUUAUAGCAUCCUUUUUAAUGGCUAAAUCGCAUUCCUUUUUUGGUUGUGCCAUCACUUAUUUAACUAUUACCUGGCAUUUGUUUCCAACUUUUCACCACUCUAAUAACACUACCAAAAUUUUGCACACGUCUUUGUUUCUUUAGGAUAGAUACCGAAAAGUGAAAUGAUUGGGCCAGUCCUCACCUUUGCCCUGGACCCAUUUUCACAUUAACCAAAACAAUUAGCUUCUUCCUGCAUCACCUUCCUUCCUUUUGUUCCUUCUUGGUAACAGAUGAGAUUAUACUUCUCUCAUAAUAAGUCACAAACUCUUCAUCUUGUUGAAGUAAAAUAUACAUACUGAAAAGUGCACAAGUCGCUAAGUGUACAGCUCGAUGGCACCAGAAAGCAAACAUUCCCAUAUAACCAGCAUGUGAAAAACAGAAGUUUGUCAGCCCUCCAGAAGCCUGCCUUCCACUACUUUAAUUUAUAAAACUAAGGUACUUUUAGAGAACAGAAAGCAAGACAACGAACUGUGUAUGGGAAAGCAGAAGAGAAAUCUGAGAAAUUUCCUAUGCCCCUCCUGUGUAGGCCUAAAGCACACUCAGGGUGUGGAUUUAGGCAUAGGGUUCACUGGUGACCACAGCAUGCAACCGGUUUGUACUGCACAUAUAGGAGCACCCCACAAUUCGAAGCUGCAAGCCUCAGGCCCAAUAAAAUUUCAUUUGCCAAUUGGCUAGCCUGAAGCAUUAAUUCUAAAAAUCUUUUAUGUGGAAGAUGUCCACAUUUUUUUUUACUCAAAAACAGUAAGUAGAGAAAUGAUUCCUUUAUUAUACUGUGUAAACUUGGUAUUGGCAGGUUGGAAUCUAGCCUCAAUGUAGUCCAUUUAACAAACAUUCAUUUAUUUAACAAAAACAUAUCCUAUUUGUAUAAGAAAAAAGCCAGAGAGAGAAAAUUGUUAUUUCCUUCUCCUGCUGUUAAACUGCUUCUAAGAAAGCCCACUUGGAAAUCCCCUGUGAAUCUUCACCAGCAGGCCAAGAAGUCUCCCUUUUCUACCAGCUGAAGCUUCCCCUCCCUCCUGCCCUGGGCCUGUGUGCGAAUCCUCUCUGCACACAGUUUUAUGACUAUCUGGGGCAGGUACCACCUAACCUGCUCCUAAAAGCACCAGAGAGAACAAAAGGAGGCCACAAUAGCAUAGUGGCUAAAUACAGAGACUCUAAAUCAAUCUCCUGGCUCUGCAACUUAUUAACUGUGUGUUCUCUGGCAAAUAACUUAAUGUCUUGAUAACUCAAGUUUCCCCACUCGUAAAAUGGAGGUAAUAUCAGUAACAGUCCCUACCUUGAAGAGACCAUGACAAUGAGUUUAUACAUAUUUUUUAAUUGCCUAGAGCAGCUCCUGGAACAUGGUAAACAAACAAUAAAUGUAUGCUGAAAGAAUGAACUCUGUACUGCAUUUUUCAAAAUUGGGUCAUAUUGAUUACACUCUGAAUGCAGCCAUGUGUCUGAUUCUUCCCAUUUCUAUUCCCCCCAAAAAGGGUAGACAGUAAUCCUUCCUGAUGGAUGGAUGUUGUUAUACACACCCAGAGAUCUCAGCACCCCAGUGCACAGGAGGGUGAUCCUUCAUGUGUUUCACAAAAGCUCAGUCCCAGACGCCACCCCUGACAGCACUGUGUCCUUUGAAGUUCCCCUCAGCUGCCUCAAAUCCUGAGUGCCACCACCUGCUCUGCUGUUGAUGGCUAUGGCUAUCCAUUCCACCAGGAUGUUCUGGGCAGCUGGCGAAGACUGGGCAGAGUUGGAAAAGAAUGUUCUGAGUCAUUCUGCCAUCUCAGCACCUACUGAAGCCCCCCCCACAUCCCUUCAGACAUAUCUCGCCUCUGCAAGUCAGCUACCAAUUCUCCUUUUCCUGUUCCCCUUUAGCUGACUGAAGAAUGGAAAUGUCAUUUGUCUUUUGAUUGACCUAAUAAAAGCUACCUGCUAUUUAGCAUUCACCAUGGGUCAGCAUCUCUUUUAGGUCUCAUUAAAACUAUGAGGCAGAAGGCCAGGCGUGGUGGCUCACACCUGUAAUCCUAGCACUCUGGGAAGCCAAGGCGGGAGGAUCA
Molecule: messenger RNA, 4214 nt
Organism: Microcebus murinus (gray mouse lemur)
Lineage: Eukaryota; Metazoa; Chordata; Mammalia; Primates; Cheirogaleidae
Gene: CD8A
Product: CD8 subunit alpha
Biological process (GO): cytotoxic T cell differentiation; cell surface receptor signaling pathway; T cell mediated immunity
Cellular component (GO): external side of plasma membrane
Source: RefSeq, a predicted model, not a curated record